AUGUCGGACGAUACUCCGGUUGCCACGUCAGCCGUGCUGAUGUCAGCAUCGAGACACAUUGCCAAGAGCUGCGCCGCUGAGAAUCGCGCGUUCCUGGAGUGCAAGCGUGCGGACGAGAAUCCCGAAAAGUGUUUGCAGCAGGGCGCGCAGGUCACGGGAUGCGUGCUCAACCUGCUGAAGUCGUUGCAGGGGCAGUGUCCAGCGAGCAUGGAGGCGUACGUCAAGUGCAUGGACUACUACAGCAGCGAGUUCACCAUGUGUCGCAAGCAGCAGGAGAAAUUCCUUGCGGAUUGUCCCCUUUGA
Molecule: messenger RNA, 303 nt
Organism: Closterium sp. NIES-65
Lineage: Eukaryota; Viridiplantae; Streptophyta; Zygnematophyceae; Desmidiales; Closteriaceae
Source: the annotation of a GenBank genome assembly